Molecule: messenger RNA, 2983 nt
Organism: Rhipicephalus sanguineus (brown dog tick)
Lineage: Eukaryota; Metazoa; Arthropoda; Arachnida; Ixodida; Ixodidae
Product: T-cell immunomodulatory protein
Exons: 3
Coding region: 239-2044 (601 amino acids)
Cellular component (GO): plasma membrane
Source: RefSeq, a predicted model, not a curated record
AAGUUCGGUAUUUAUCGAAUCGGUUUCGUGUCUUACCCAACUUACCUGCGCGGUUACAGGUAAACACAGGAGUUUAUUUCUAUUAAGGCAUGUUACGCACGCCGCGAAAAUACGACGGGAGGUUGCUACCAGUGCGCUAAGUCACGCCAACGCUGGCGUCGUCGUUCGUCAUCCCUAUCUGUGCCAGCAGUUCUGACGACAUGUCGCUUGAAACGAAUGACGCGGUGCAGCAAUCGUGAUGGAAGUUAUGACGAGUGUACGCGCGAUCGCCGUCCUGUUCUCGUCGGCCCUGUUUCUUCAAGGGGCCUCGAGCUUUCGCGACAUCACGGACGACGUAUUCGGAGGCGCCCAACCGAGUGUCCUAGGCGCUUUCGGCGACUUCAACUCGGACAAGCUCACCGAUCUCUUCCUCGCGUCCAACGACUCGCACAGGCUUGAGAUAUGGGUGGCCACGGGCGUGAAGCCGUCCUUCCACAAGUCCGAGGUCCAGUGCAGCGUUCCAGGCGUCAUCACGGGCAUCAUGCCCGGCGACUUCGACGGUGACUCCAUCAUGGACGUGUUAGUAACAUCCAAGGACAGCGGCAGCAAGUCCGACGUCGUGGACGUUCGAAUCUUCUGGGGACGCCUUCGAAUGGGCGUGGACUGCGCGAACAGUACGCACGUGAGCGACAUAGGUUGGCAGCCGCUGCUGUUCGACUACAACGGCGACCGCAUCGUCGACCUGCUCUCCGCGCGGACCGAGGAACCCAACAGUAGAACGGUGUGGACGUUCGGUCCGAGCAGGACUCCUGCACUGGUGGCGCUUGGUGUUGGCACAGGGGCGCUCUCCAAGCCACACUCGAAUUCGUUCGUGGACCUGAACGACGACAUGACGGCCGAUCUCAUGCUGACCGCCCACUCCUCCAUGGAGGUCUGGUACUGGGUCGGCAACAGCACCUUCAGAGGUCCCAACAGGCGCGAAUACCCGCCUGACGCCGCGGUCAAGGGUCAAUCCCUGUUCGUUGAUGUUGACGCGGACGGCGACAUGGAGCACGUGAUGCCCGUCUGCCUGGGAAGCGUCGACUGCAAGCGCUCCGCCAUUAUGGUGCUCAACGGUAGCCAGUGGGUCACCUGGUUCGAAUCCUUUCAGGACACCGCCAAUAACACGUGGAAAUUCCACGUCGAUGAGGGCCAGCCGGCCGAUCUGGCGAUGCCAGUAGCCUUACGCUCUGCAGACGUGGACAUGGACGGCUACCCCGACUUCCUGGCCAUAUUGGAAGGCAAGCUGCCUGGUCAGAAGAAGGUAGUCACCCGGGCUACGCUUCUUCUCAACACCCACUGUCCAAGCUGUCCAUAUGGGCGGAACUUGGUCCCAUACUGGAACUAUGGAGCACUCGCCAACUUCGACUCGGCCAAACUGGCUGCCUUCUUCGACAUAGACGAAGACGGGCACAUGGACAUCCUGCUGACCAACGGAACACGUCAGAACGGCUUCCACACGUAUGCGCUUCGCAACCAGUUCAGCGACGACGCAUGCUUCAUCAAGGUUCUGGCUGUGAGUGGCCUCUGCUACACCGACUGCCCACAGGGUCACCUGGCCUAUGGAACGAAUCAGCCGGGUCCUCUGGUUCGGUACCGGAUCAUAACGUCCAGUGGUUAUCCGCAGGAAAGCUGCGCAAGCCAGUUGUACCAGUCGGCACACUAUGCGCUGCAGCUGCCUUACUCGGUGUUCGGCCUCGGCCAGUCGCCAAACUUUGUGGACGUGUUGACUGUAGCCCUGGCCAACAACGAGAGCGUCGAGCACCUGAGCGUGCACCACCAGUGGACACAGAUCAUCCCGAACUCUCAGAUGGUGGUCAUCCCAUAUCCGAUAAACGACCCGCCACGCUGGGUGAACAAGCUUUUCGUCACUCCUGGACGACAGGUGCUGCUGACGUUCAUUGCCCUGGCUGGUACGUGCGUCUUUAUUGUGCUGAUCAUCGGAGCACUGCACUGGCUAGAAAAACGGGAGGACCGUCGGAUGAAGCUCCAAGAGGCUCACCAAUUCCACUUUGAUGCCAUGUAAUGCAACCGCCAUGGUGCUGUCGCAUCAAGUGUUCUUACUGCAAGUGAACCUUUUGUGCUCCAAGUUCAGCAAUAAGACUGCCGUGUAUGUUCACUGUUCCAAACAGCAGCGAAGAAAGACACCUUGUGGUGUACCUUUGAAGACUCUGUUGAGUGAAUGUUGCGGGGUGUUGCCGUGAUUCCUCGAGUGUUGUUCUUCGCUGGGAUAAUUGUUGCGCGCUCUCCAUUUUGAGCCCGUGUUCUUUGUGCUCAUAGAGAGAUAAUAUGGACUGUGUCCUUUCUGGACUAAUUAUGAGGUCUAUUUGUGUCGUUGUGCUCGAGUGAUGGUAAAACUUCUAAGUACUUUAAUGUUUACAUGUGGUCUGUUUUGGCUACUGACUAGUUUUGUGUUAUUGCGCAUGCAGGACUUACAGGCCGAGGUUUCUGGUGCUGCUGUAGCUGCACUGAAUGAAUUGCACCCUGUUAUUAGUCAGAGUAAUAUGUUUCAUGUAUUGUGGCCUUUGAAAUGUACAGCAAUUCUUGGUCUCGUUUUGCAGAGCUGAAACGGAGCGCAAGGUAAAGCAACAUUUCAGCCUUAACUUUACGAGAUUAUUCUUAAUCCAACAUAUGUGCUAAAAACAUGUUGGCAUGCAUGAUGUCCAGAAUGUGUUGAACACUCCAGUCAUCCCAUUGCUAGUGUGCAGAUCACACGUUUGCUUUCUGGUCUCCAAGUGCAAGUUGUUUUGAUGCGAUUGUUAAAUGCAGGCCAUUUCAUGCCUUCAGCGAGUUAUGCAGUGCUUAAGUUCUAGUUUUAGGCAUACUUUUGUAUUUGUUCAGUGUUUGUGUAUUUAUUGCAAUAAAAAAACACUUGUUGUGUUACACCAUUCCUAGCCGACCUUUUCGAUGUCGGAUAAAGUUAUUGAAAAAGCUAAAAUAGCAAUUGGUUUUCUUGCCUUGUUGG